Molecule: messenger RNA, 525 nt
Organism: Necator americanus (New World hookworm)
Lineage: Eukaryota; Metazoa; Nematoda; Chromadorea; Rhabditida; Ancylostomatidae
Exons: 6
Coding region: 1-525 (174 amino acids)
Source: RefSeq, a predicted model, not a curated record
AUGUUGGAGAUGACGGUCGGUUUGUUUGCAUUUUCAGCGGGUCGUGACAUUUCCGCACAUUCAGGAAUAGCCCUCAAAAAAAACAAAAAUGAUUGCUACGUAUCUUUCUUAGAAGAAUCUACCUUCAAACACUUGACUCUUCAGAGAAUUAUGAUGGCGCUCAGAUAUUUCAUUGCCCUGACAACAUUGUUAUGCUGCUGCCUAGCACUUGAAUGCUACACAGGAUUCAAGUAUAUCAAGGGACGAAGUGUUGGUACUUCAAAAAAGACUUGCGAACAUUCAACUGACUACUGCUACAAUGCGACCGCUGAUCUCACACAACUCAAUGAGAUUAGUAUGGCCGGGUGUUCGACGACAAGAUGCUUUUUGAGCCACAAUAAGUGCAUCACGCAGAUGUUCCAAGGACAUGAGAUCAAAUUCUGCUGCUGUAACACGGGUGAUCUGUGCAAUUCUAAGUUCACUAAUCUUACGCUAUUCGAGAAAGCAAAGCAAAAAAUCAAGGAUUGGAUCAACGUUAUUGGAUAG